AUGGACCAAAAACUGAAGUUGAAACUGGCCUCAGUACCAUCCCUGAGCUUACCCUCACUAGAAAAGCCCCUUUAUUUAUAUGUGAAUGCAGAGAAUGGAGUAGCUCAUGGUGUUUUAGUCCAGGAAUGGGGAGGGGUGAGAAGACCAAUAGCUUAUUUAUCCAAGUUAUUGGACCCAGUAAGCCGUAGCUGGCCAGUAUGCAUUCGAGCCAUAGCAGCUACUGCUAUUUUCGUAGAGGAGAGCCGUAAGCUCACCUUUGGAAGUAAACUGAUUGUAUACACACCCCAUGCGGUCCGAAAUGUCCUAAAUCAAAGAGCUGAAAAAUGGUUAACAGACUCCAGGAUAUUAAAAUAUGAAGCAAUUCUGAUUGACAGUAAUGAUUUAACCAUAGAAAUGAGCAAAAGCCUUAAUCCGGCCCAAUUCCUGUAUGGGGAACCAAAAGAUGACCUGGCACAUGAUUGCUUGGAAAUUAUUCAAUACCAAACAAAAGUUCGGGAGGAUCUAGCAGAACAAGCCCUCUUGGAAGGGGAAAGAAUAUAUGUUGAUGGUUCAUCCAGAUGCUUGCAAGGAAAAAGAAUGUCAGGAUAUGCCUUAGUCGAUGGGAUAAAUAUGCAGACCAUCGAAAAAGGAAAGCUACCUUCAAAUUGGUCGGCGCAAUCUUGUCAAUUAUACGCUCUAAAGAGAGCACUGGAGCAUUUAGCACACAAAAAGGGGACCAUCUAUACUGAUUCAAAGUAUGCCUUUGGGGUAAUACAUACCUUUGGAAAGAUCUGGGAAGAAAGGAGUUUACUAAAUUCAAAAGGGAAGGAACUGAUACAUGAAGGCCUUGUUUCAGAAGUUUUGGAGGCAUUAGAACUGCCUGAAGAAAUAGCCGUAGUGCAUAUCAAAGGACACCAAAAAGGGAUGACCCCAGAAAUAAGAGGGAAUAAUCUGGCAGAUCAAGAAGCCAAAGAUGCAGCAGAAAAUGGGACUAAACGAAUUACGUUAAUCUUGACCCCAGAGAGGGAAGAAUUGGAAAUCCCUAAAUUUAGUGAAGAAGAAGAAAAGGAAUUACCUAAGAGAGGGGGAGAACAAGAUCAGUCUGGAAAAUGGAAACUCCCUGAUGGGAGACAGUUACUUAAUAAGCCACUCACUAGGAGAAUAUUAGAAGAUAUGCAUCAAAAAACUCAUUGGGUUGGCAGCAAAGCCUAUGGAGACAUUUUCAAGAUUAGGCCCUUUGAGGAUACUGGGCAGCUGGAGAACAGACAUGUUUUGCAGUUUGGGUAUGUGCAGAUGUCGAAAUGCAACAUAGAUCUUUCUAUAGCAAUUGAUAUUUCAAGGCGCACGCAGCCAGUACCCACAAUGCUUCUGAAACAGAGACUGCAAGCAUUCCUCCCCAGACUUCUACUACAGAUGAAAUCACUGCCAAAUACCAGCUGUAAUGCUCCAGUUGACAUUGGGUUCAAGUUCCAAGUAUUGGCACAGAACAAACAAUUAAUCUUUGACUCUGGUUUUGAAGACUAUAAUGAAGAGAUCAUCCAGAAGUUCUUAGAGGCACAGACCACUGUGGACACCUACCUGAAUGCAGACUUCUUGCAGGCACUUGAGGAGAACUUCUUUAACGUGACCUCUGCUAAAGUUAAGGUUCUGUUAGUAUUUUCAGAUGGGCUGGAUGAUUCACUGGAAGACCUGAAGAAAGCAGCAGACUCACUUCGCUUUAGAGGUCUUGAUGCACUUCUAUUAGUUGGCCUGGACAAUACACAGAACUUGACUGAAUUUUGGGAAAUAGAGUUUGGCAGAGGGUUUGGAUACAACGAACCUCUGAGUGUUGGGUUUGCAGAUAUUGCAAACAUCUUGCAGAGAAACCUUGAUACUGUUGCAGAAAGAAAAUGCUGUAAGGUUAUUUGUAAGUGUCUUGGAGAAAAUGGUGAUCGUGGUGUCCGGGGAAGUCCUGGAAGGAAGGGAAGUACAGGUUAUAGAGGAUCUCCUGGCCAUCCUGGUGAGGAAGGUGGGAUUGGGGAGAGAGGCCCAGCUGGUUUCAGUGGGACUCAAGGAGACAGGGGAUGUCCAGGUGUCAGAGGCCGUAAGGGGGCAAGAGGCUAUAGAGGAAGUCAGGGUGAACAUGGUGAGAGUGGAUUUGAUGGCACUGAUGGAGAGCAGGGAGAACAUGGAUUUCCUGGACCUUCUGGAGACAAAGGCAGCAGAGGAAAAUGGGGCAUAAAAGGCCCCAGAGGAGAACCAGGUGAACGAGGAGAAUCUGGUCUAAGAGGAGAUCAUGGAGAUCCUGGAGCUAACAAUAAUGUUACUGGUCCAAAGGGUGAAAAGGGAAACCUAGCACCACAGGGAGACCCAGGCCCACAUGGAGUCCAAGGAGAGCAGGGUGAUGCUGGCCUAGAUGGUGCAGCAGGUCGAAGAGGCCCUCCAGGUAUAAAGGGUGAGCAAGGAGAUCCGGGGGAAACAGGUUACUCAGGAGAAACUGGUCUUCCAGGCCCACAGGGCCCAAGAGGACCACAAGGCAUCAAAGGACCUCCAGGACCACAAGGCAUGUCAGGCCCUCUGGGUAGUCUGGGAACUCCAGGUUCACCUGGCUCUGUUGGAAAGUUAGGUGCAAGAGGAGCAAAGGGUGAACCUGGUGACCCUGGAGAGAAGGGCCUAGUUGGACCACCUGGACAGAGAGGCAUUCCUGGCAUGGAUGGCAGAGAUGCCUAUGGUCCUGAAGGAAGCAAAGGAGCAAAGGGAGAGUCUGGAUUCAUAGGACAUCCUGGUCCACAGGGAGAAGAAGGAGAUCCGGGCAUUCCAGGAGCUGAAGGACCCAAAGGAAUUAGGGGUAGAAGAGGUAAUGCUGGCACACCAGGUUCCCUGGGAGAUCCAGGUGACCAAGGGCCAUCAGGACCUAUGGGUGCCAAGGGACCAGUGGGCACCAUUUUAAUGGAACCUUGUGAACUUGUGAAUUUUACCCGAAAAAACUGCCCAUGCGCAUCAGACGCAUGUCCAGCUUAUCCAACUGAAGUGGUAUUUGCCUUGGAUAUGUCUGAUGACGUUACACCAGCUGCAUUUGAAAGAAUGAGGAACAUUGUUACCUUAUUGCUGAAGACUGUUAAGAUCAGUGAAAGCAAUUGCCCAACAGGCGCUCGUGUCUCUGUUGUUUCUUUCAAUACCAACAUGCACUACCUCAUCCGAUUCUCAGAAUUCCAAAAAAGCAACUUGCUGCUACAAGCAGUCCAGAGAAUCCCUCUAGAGAGAUCCACUGGAAAACGAAAUAUUGGGGCGGCCAUGAGAUUUGUUGCAAGAAAUGUCUUCAAACGUGUUCGUCAGGGCAUCCUCACAAGGAAAGUUGCCCUGUUUUUUACCAAUGGUCCAUCACAGGAUGAUGUUGCCAUCAGCACAGCUGUGCUUGAGUUGAGUGCCUUGGAUAUCACUCCAGUGGUUAUUGCCUUCAGUGAAGUGCCAAAUGUCAGACGUGCCUUCUCUAUUGAUGACACUAGAAGAUUUCAAUUAUUUGUUUGGGAAAGACAAGAGGAUGAAAAUUUGGAGGGCAUCACAUAUUGUACACUUUGCUUUGAUAAAUGCAAUCCAAGAACCAACUGUGAGGUGCCUUUUUCUCCCCUGGUUCAGAUGGAUAUGGAUAUCACUUACAUCAUGGACAGCUCUCGCAGCAUUAGCAGUGAAGAGUUUCAGAGAGCCAAAGACUUUGUGAGCAACAUGUUGGAUCAGUUUGUCGUUUCCUCACAGCCAAAUGAAUCGUAUGGAGGCAUCAGAGUGGCACUGGUGCAGCAGGCUCCCAGGGGCUUCCUGCCUGACAGAAACCAGACACCUGUGGCCUUGGAGUUUGAUCUAGUCACAUACAGCAAUAAAGAUUUGAUGAAGAAACACAUCCAAGAGUCUGUUCACCAACUGGAAGGGCCAUCAGCCAUUGCUUCUGCUCUACAGUGGACAGUUGAAAACGUGUUCUUUAAAGCCCCCAGACAAAGAACUCACAGGGUCAUAUUUACAAUAGUUGGAAGCAAAACAAGCACAUGGGACAGAGAAAAGCUGAGAGAGAUUUCACUCGGAGCCAAGUGCCAAGGAUUCACCUUGUUCACUCUUGCACUUGGCAGAGAUGUGAGUGACAAUCAGCUGGUGGAGAUGUCAAGCUCCCCCACAGACCAGCACUUACUGACAGUGGGCAGGCUUUCCACACCAGAGAUGGUGUAUGCUCAGAGGUUUAGCCGGGCAUUCCUAAAUCUUCUACAACAAGAAAUGAACAGUUAUCCUUCACCUGAACUUCAAGAAGAGUGUGAAAACUUAGAUCGGGGAGAUGUACAACAGGAGGCAUCUACGACAGAAAGGAUGCCUUUUCCUGGAAUGGCUGAAACUGGUUCCAGUCAAGUUUUGGAAGACGUGGAAAAAAAUAAAAGUAGAGUCAUGAAGAGUAUGAAAGAGAAUGCCAAAGAACCUGUAUACACAAUGCCAGAAAUGAGAGAUGAUUUUGAGGAGAAUGAACAUUUCACAGAGGAAGAUCCUAAAAGAGAAAAGCCUCAAGAGUGUGGAAAAGCUCAGGAGAAGAACAAGAAAAACUUAAAGACAACAGUAGAAACUAGAGGUGCCUGUAAUGAUUAUGAUGCAUGUGACCUUGUUCAAGAUAGCGGAGAAUGUCAGAAUUACAUUUUGAAGUGGUACUACGACAAAGAGCAGAAAAUGUGUGGUCAGUUCUGGUAUGGGGGCUGUGGAGGCAAUAAAAAUAGAUUUGAAACACAAGAAGAAUGUGGAUUCUUGUGUAUAGAGUCUUCCUAGUGCAGAGACACUUAAAUUACAUUAAUUUGUCAGUUAGACUAUCAGGUUGAUGUGGAAAAGGCAUUCAAAGAGGAAGCUUUACAUAACCACUUGGCUCCCAUAUUUCAGUUGAAAGAAAUACUUGAUUAUAAAGUUAUUAUCUGGUAACGUAACUGUGAAAAUAAAAUUUAGGCUAUUUCUCCAUUGAUCUAACAUGUUGAGUAUUGAGAAACUCUUGUUAGCCAACAGUGCAUUGUUUAAAAGGCAUAAGAGUAUUGAAACUUGACUUUCUUCCAUAAAUACAAAAAUAUGCACUUUCUGAAUAUACUGCAUAAAAUAAAGCAGUUCCUCAGAGAAUUACACAAAAUAAUAUCAGAUGCAAGACACUAACAUCAAAAUAUUUUGAUGUGUUUGCUUACAUUUAUCCUCCUUAUAGAAAAUACCAGAAAGCAUUUAGAUC
Molecule: messenger RNA, 5191 nt
Organism: Corvus hawaiiensis (hawaiian crow)
Lineage: Eukaryota; Metazoa; Chordata; Aves; Passeriformes; Corvidae
Product: collagen alpha-4(VI) chain-like
Exons: 32
Coding region: 1-4752 (1583 amino acids)
Molecular function (GO): RNA-DNA hybrid ribonuclease activity; nucleic acid binding; serine-type endopeptidase inhibitor activity
Source: RefSeq, a predicted model, not a curated record